CCGGUUCCUUUUUACUUCACUGUUUCGCCAUAUGCUGAUCAAUCCGUAUCAUUUCAAAGAGGUGGGCAUCAUGACCUAAUUUAAAUUUGCCACCCUUAUUAUGUUUUUAUUCGAGUUGAAAUGAGCAAAUAAAUAUUUCGUACAAUAACAUUUAACAUGCAGCUACUUGAUUAUUCACAACUUUUUAUUCGUAAUCUUAUCAGUAGAAGAGCUGCACAUUUAAUUCGCAGACGAUAUAUUUGCUUGGUAUUGACGUUAGUUCUAGUAGUAUCUUUAUAUGUUCACAUAAAUAAAGCAGUAGAAGGUUCUUAUACUUGGAGGAGUACGGGUAGAAGAUGUAUGAACACUAAUGAAGAAAACGAAGAGUUAACGUAUUUAAUAAAAACAUCACAUGAAAUAUUGGAUAAACUAAAUAUUCCUCAUUUUUUAUGUUAUGGAAGUUUAUGGGGCGCCCUGCGUUACAAGAAACCAUUGCCCUGGGAUUACGACUACGAUAUGGGAAUUUUGUACGAAGAUAUGUUGAAAAUAGACGAGAAAGCCCUGUUUGAAGAGUUCAAUAAAAAAGAUAUAUACAUUGCAUAUCACAACUAUGCUGGCAACUAUAAAGUUGAGAAAGGCCAUAUGACUGGUGAUCUUAUGAUAUUCCGAGACUAUUAUAACAAUGGUAUCAUGAGAAGGACUGGGUUUGAAUCAUGGAUUUUCUUUGUUCAUUAUCGAUAUUACCAUCAGUUUCCAAAGACACUCAUAAAAAAACCACUGCCAACUAUGAAAUUUGCAGGCGAGAACUUUUUUGUACCAAGGGGUGGGAUUGAAAUCCAGAAACACCACUACCCAAACAACUGGUGGAAGGAGAUGGCACCCAUUGGGUGCAAUUCAACAAAAAGUGUUAGGAGAGAAAAAAGGAUGAUAGGCGAAGCUACGGAACUUCCACAAACAUCUGAAGGUGACAACACCGCUAUACUUUUACCUGAAUCAAAAAGUAAAUCGAAUCAAUUACAAAAGAAUUUAAAGUCAGAACAUGCAAAAAAUUCAACUGUGAAUUUAGAUGCAUCUGAUAGUAGGUAGCAGAGUGAAGAUGUAGAGAUUUAGUAAAUUCUAUUUAAGUAGUAGAUAUAUUUUUAAAUUUUAGGCUUUUUGUAUUAGUAUAGGAGUUAAUUCUGUUUACCAAUGCCACUGCUUUCCCCUUUGUAUAGUUUUUUUUUAAUUGUAAUUCCGGUGUUUUUAUUAUUUUUAAUAUUAUAAAUAUAUUCAUUACUUUACAACCAAGGUAUAAACUUUAGUUGUAAAGUAAUAAUUUAUUCUAUUGUUUCGCCAUUGUCAGAUCAAAUCUAUACCAUCGUCAGAUCAAAUCUACACCAACCCAUUUUUUGUCUUUCAUUGUUAAUUUUAAUCCAUAUAAUAUAAUAUAUUGUACCAAAUGACAGUACUGAGUGUUAGGAUGUUUCCAUAAAAUCAUGAAAUAUCACUAUUGAAUUAUAAAUUAUGCAGACUUUUAAUAAAAUAUCAUUACCAAAGUAUGAUUACUUCUGACAGCUUUUGCGCUUCAUACUUCUGGCAGUUAUUGCGCUUCAUACUUAAACCGUUUCUGCUAAAUUCAGCUUUUGCUACAUCGCCGAUUAAAAUUCAUGUUAAUAAAUUAUUCUACUGUAUUUUAUUGUUGUAAUAGUUUGGCUUUUAGCAAUAUUUUUUCGAUAUACAUAUGUAAAAAAUGGCAGUAAAAGAGCGGGUACCUUCGUGUUUACAAAUUUGUCUUUGGUGUGUCUUUUUGGUGAUUUUUUUUCUGUGUAAGUUAUGAUUUUGAUAUUUUAAAGAUUAUAUUUACCAAACGCCACUUGCUGUAAAACUUUAUGACAUUACCAGGGAUUUCAACUUGAAAAAAUGAUACUCGUAUCGUCAGAAA
Molecule: messenger RNA, 1900 nt
Organism: Hydractinia symbiolongicarpus
Lineage: Eukaryota; Metazoa; Cnidaria; Hydrozoa; Anthoathecata; Hydractiniidae
Exons: 2
Coding region: 157-1065 (302 amino acids)
Source: RefSeq, a predicted model, not a curated record